Molecule: messenger RNA, 819 nt
Organism: Seminavis robusta
Lineage: Eukaryota; Bacillariophyta; Bacillariophyceae; Naviculales; Naviculaceae
Source: the annotation of a GenBank genome assembly
CCGACCAGACCUGUUGCUCAACCAAAAAGGAAACCAGCUCAGAACAAGGCAGAUCCCAAACAAGUGCUGUUUCAACAGCAGUGUCUUCAGCAAUCAAGCAAGACCAUCACUCACGCAGAUGCAUGGUCGCAAUUCAAGCAACGCUUCCCAGAUCUUCAGUCGAAGCCUUACACUGUCCCUGUCAAUGGUGGUGCUGCUGCCAAGAGUGGUGCUGCUGCUGUCAAGAGUCGUGGUGUGGUGCCGCUGCUGCUGCUGCCAAGAGUGGUGGCGGUGUGCCUCUCUUCCUUGCCACAGGGCAAACUGCGAACUGAUGCAUUCUUUGAUUCAAGAGAGUUGGAGACACCAAAGUCAAGUUUUGGCACGUACAGCCCUCCUGGCUAUCAGCAGAUGGUAACUCCUCUUGGAACACCACCUAGCACCCAGAAGCCUUUUCUUCAAGUGACAACUGUCACAGACACUGGUUCACCUUUGUUUGCAGUCAAUCCAACGAGUGCACAGAAAGAGAUUGAACUGAACCGAAAAGAAGGUUUCAAGCCAAGUGUUGAAGUGCAGCAUAAUGCUCGCGUCGAGUCUAGAAAGAAGAUGUCUUCUUUGAAGAGAGCUGCUGGUAUUGAGAAGCGCCGCAAGAAGGCAGAGCUUGCAGCGCGAAUGGAAGCUGUGAUGCACCAACAGGCAAAAGAGGAUGAUAUGGAAGUCCCAGCAGCCGUGAGUGAUGGCUCUGAUGGAGCUACAUUCAACAAGAUUAGUAAGUUUGAAGCCGAAAUGAAGCACGAUUACCAGGUGAGCGUCAAUGCAAUCGACUGUGGCAUUUACAACUAG